AUGGUGGCGAUGGUUGUGGCGGUGGUGGUCAUUCUAAUGAUGUUGGUAUCGGUGGUGAUCAUGCUGGCGAUGCCGACACACACGAUGACCAUGCGGGUGAUCAUGCUGGCGAUGCCGACACACACGAUGACCAUGCGGGUGAUCAUGCUGGCGAUGCCGACACACACGAUGACCAUGCGGGUGAUCAUGCUGGCGAUGCCGACACACACGAUGACCAUGCGGGUGAUCAUGCUGGCGAUGCCGACACACACGAUGACCAUGCGGGUGAUCAUGCUGGCGAUGCCGACACACACGAUGACCAUGCGGGUGAUCAUGCUGGCGAUGCCGACACACACGAUGACCAUGCGGGUGAUCAUGCUGGCGAUGCCGACACACACGAUGGUCAUGCGGGUGCUGAUCGUUGCUGACAUUGCCGAUGGCUACUUACCACAGGCCGAGCUCGAGGCUAACCACGAACGUUUCCUGAUCAACCACCCCGAGCUGCGCAAUCUCAUGGCUGCCUUUAUGGUCCACGUCCUGGAGAAAAAGCCACACGACAUCUACGCCGAGGCCGCAAAGUACUUUGGCACUCUUGCUCCCGAGCGUCCGACCUAA
Molecule: messenger RNA, 594 nt
Organism: Thecamonas trahens ATCC 50062
Lineage: Eukaryota; Apusomonadida; Apusomonadidae
Exons: 1
Coding region: 1-594 (197 amino acids)
Source: RefSeq, a predicted model, not a curated record